Talpa occidentalis (Iberian mole) is the source of this 12419-nucleotide messenger RNA. It is a transcript of the gene P2RY2, whose product is annotated as purinergic receptor P2Y2. Lineage: Eukaryota; Metazoa; Chordata; Mammalia; Eulipotyphla; Talpidae. Gene Ontology annotation, biological process: blood vessel diameter maintenance; phospholipase C-activating G protein-coupled receptor signaling pathway; positive regulation of mucus secretion. Gene Ontology annotation, cellular component: plasma membrane. The record is from RefSeq and is a predicted model, not a curated record. The transcript has 3 exons. Bases 151 to 1278 code for a protein of 375 amino acids. Gene Ontology annotation, molecular function: G protein-coupled UTP receptor activity; G protein-coupled purinergic nucleotide receptor activity; A1 adenosine receptor binding.
GGCCGGAUACCCCGGUGACCGCCUGUGGACUUGGGAAAGUGGGGGCCAGUGGAGUUCCCUGCAGCCGGGUCCAGGCGUGUGCAUUCAUGAGUGAGGAACCUGAGCAGGCGUUGAGCAUCCUGACAGUGAGAGCAGGAGCUGGUCAGGGUGAUGGCCAAAGGCCCAGGCCUCUGGAAUGGCACCAUCAAUGACACCUGGUAUGGGGAUGAACUGGGCUACAAGUGCCGCUUCAACGAGGACUUCAAGUAUGUGCUGCUGCCCGUGUCCUAUGGCGUGGUGUGCGUGUUGGGGCUGUGCCUGAAUGCUGUGGCACUCUACAUCUUCCUGUGCCGCCUCAAGACCUGGAAUGCCUCCACCACGUACAUGUUCCACCUGGCCGUGUCAGAUGCGCUGUACGCAGCCUCCCUGCCACUGCUGGUCUACUACUAUGCCCAAGGCGACCACUGGCCCUUCAGCACGGUGCUGUGCAAGCUGGUGCGCUUUCUCUUCUACACCAACCUUUACUGUAGCAUCCUCUUCCUCACGUGUAUCAGUGUGCACCGGUGCCUGGGCGUCUUACGCCCGCUGCGCUCGCUGCGCUGGGGCCGGGCUCACUAUGCCCGCCGUGUGGCAGCCAUCGUGUGGGUGCUGGUGCUGACCUGCCAGGCCCCUGUGCUCUACUUCGUCACCACCAGCACACGUGGAGACCGGAUUACCUGCCAUGACACUUCAGCACCCGAGCUCUUUAGUUACUUUGUGGCCUACAGCUCCGUCAUGCUGGGCCUGCUCUUCGCGGCACCUUUUGCCAUCAUCCUGGUCUGUUACGUGCUCAUGGCACAGCGGCUGCUGAAGCCAGCCUACGGGACCUCGGGAGGCCUGCCGAGAGCCAAGCGCAAGUCAGUGCGCACCAUCGCUGUGGUCCUGGCUGUCUUUGCCCUCUGCUUCCUGCCUUUUCACGUCACCCGCACCCUCUACUACUCCUUCCGCUCCCUGGAUCUCAGCUGUCACGCCCUCAAUGCCAUCAACAUAGCUUACAAGAUCACCCGGCCGCUGGCCAGCGCCAACAGUUGCCUUGACCCCGUGCUCUACUUCCUGGCUGGGCAGAGGCUCGUGCGCUUUGCCCGGGACACCAAGCCACCCACAGAGCCGGCCAUUCCCACCCAGGCACACCGCAGGCUGGGCUUGCGCAGGUCUGGCAAAACUGACGUGGGGAGGAGGGAAGACUCCAACAGUGAGGACUCCAGACAGACAGACUCCACGCCAGUUGAUGGUGAAGCCACUAAGGACAUUCAGCUGUAGGACUCGGACCCCUUGUACCUGUGAAAGUUUUCAUGUGGGGGCUGAAAAGGACUAAUGCUUGUUUAAAUGUCCUUAUCUGAGGAUAAGGACAAUAGUGAUUACUGCUGGAUGGUUAAGGGAGCCAUGACCUCAGCGCUCUGUCAUUCGGCAGGAACUGAGGAUCGUCUCUGGCCCAGAGCUCAGUAGCCCCAGCCCCCAGUCACCAUUUGUACGUGUGAGUUGGGAAACAAGGUUUCAAGAAAGGCAAGGUUCUGGACCAGCGCUACCCCUGACCGGAUUCCCACAUAAAUAGCUGGGCUUGCCUGCCAAGGUACCCAGGCUGGAGCCCAGCCCAACCAAGUCAAGUGGAGAAACAGGACCAGAAGGAAAAGCGAUUCUGGACCUGAGAUCCCUGGGGGAUGGAGGGGCUAUUAUAAGGUUGACCAGAGGCCCCUGGUUGGUAAGGAGUCAGCACUGAGCCAAAGGUAAUUUGGUGACUUGGGCUGCUCUGGGUGCCAUAGUGGACUCAGCUCCGAGGUGUACCCCCAGCCCAAGAAAUGAAAAUCUGGGGUCUUAUGUCAUAGGCCCCUCGGGAGGUUCCCCUGGGGUGGGAGCCUCCCCUGGCUGUAAGUUAUACUAAAGGUCUUGUCGCCUGCUGAGCUGUGCCAUUGUGUGGCUGGAAUAUAGGAACGCAUCCUAGGAGCUUCCAUGAUCCCACAAGAGUCCUUUCUCCAGCUUGUUCCCUUCCGUCAGCUGCCUUCUCCCUGGCACCGCAGCGGCGGUCUCCUAGCAGGAACCUCCUCUCUCUCCCAAGUUAUGCGCCAUUUCAGAGCCAACCUACUUUUGUGUCUGACUCUGCUAGGUCCAAGAGAAAUCAGCUAGGGUCCCAGACCUUGGGAUUCCCCAGUUUAGGACUUAAUAUUCUGGGGGUGGAAUAAAGGAAACCUUUUAUUUAUAGCAUUGCCAAAGGCCACAAUGCAAAUACUGCUAAUUACGGCCAAUUUUAGAUUACUGAAGUGAUGUCAACUUCCUUGCAAAAUUCCUGAAAAGUGAACAGUUGGCUCUUGCAAGCAGGUACAAAAGCACACCCCUGAAUAAUGCUGCAUGGCUGUGGUUGUGGAUCAGGGUCAGGGAAGGCUUCCAGAAUGGGGAGAAGCUGUAGCUUCUGAGAAAAGCAGUUCACCAGAGAACACCAGGUGCAGAAGGUGUUCUGGGCAAAGACAAGGGGGCGGGGUGUGCAGACCUAGAAACAGGCAGGUGACCAGUGCCCAGGUUCAAGGCAGGAAGGAGGCCUGGGCCAGGUCACAAGGAGGCCAUGUUCUGGCUCCUUCCAUGUCCUGACCAUCCAACUCCAACUCAAGCUGGAUCAAGGUUUAGAGAUGGGUCUCACCUGUGACAGGUUCUGGGUCCAGCCAGGACCACCCUGAGCUAAUCUGUGGCACUCAGAUGGAUGGGUCCAGCCCUAACCUUUGGAUAUGGAUGGGUCCAGCCCUAACCUUUGGAUAGGGAUGGGGUAAAGUGACAGGCCUGAAUCUUAACCACAAGGAUAGACUCACAACCCUUGCCCUUGGGGUCCCAAACCUUUCCCCACCUCAGCUCCAUCUGCCUCCUCUGGCUUAUUUAGCCUUCACACUCCGUCUUCAAAAUGGGGUCUCUCCAGGGGUUGCUCUUAGAAUCUAGCUCCACAGCUCCCCCAAGUGACAGGAACCCAUCACAAACCAUGACCGAAAUGAUCACUCCACAUUGUACAAUGUGGGUGACCUGCGCAGAGUAGGUGAAGUGUUCAUCUCCCACAUACUAAGCCCUAUACUUCUAUUAAUAUAACUCGAGUCCCUCUGAGCUUCUUUUGUGACUACUUACCUUAGUCCUUGAACAUUUCUGCUGGCCCAAGUCUAUCUCUUUCCUACCAGCUAUGACUCAGACUGAACCCCUCCCAAAUUAUAGGGAGCCCCCUACCCAGGAGGGAUACUCUGCCUGCCAGCAACUCUGCCUUUGAAGCCUGAGUUCUGGCAUCUUCAGGCAGACCCUGCUUAGAUCCAGUUAUACAUCAUGACUUCAGAGGCUCUUGAGUAUAUAUUUGUGGUUGGGCCAUGGGCACCCAACCCAAGCUCCCCUAGUGCCCAUUCCUUUCAUGCCCACUUACCCUUCUAGUAGCUGCCCUGAAGAACCCCAGAGUCCAGGGAGCCAUUGGCACACUGUGGUCUCUAACCAGGAUGCCUUCCUUGAAACAGCUGCCUGCAGAUUUCUUUUUUUUUUUCAAGAUUUAUUUAUUUAUGCAUACAAGAACUGGGGUACAGGCCAGAGGUGUGGGGAGUAAGAGGAUUCACCAGAGACAGAGUGGGGAACAGAAGAGGCAGAUUGACUGAAAUACACUGCUGAGGGGAGCAGCGGGCGAGUCAGGAGAGGUCUGCUGUGCCAUGUGGGUCACCUCCCUGGCUGUGCAUUGAACUCAUGCUGCAGUGGCUGCGGAUAGCUUCAUAGGUUGUGUCUUAACCCCUUGUGCCACCAGGGAGGCCCCUGCCUGCAGAUUUCUAUGGACAUAGGAUAUAGGGUCCAGAAGGAGCAUGUUCCAUCUAACCCUGUGGCAGGCACUGGUGGGGAUAGAGGAUGGAGACCUGAAAGGAACCAGGCACAGGCCCAGGGUCCCACCUCGGGACUCCACUGGGCCUGCCCAGCCCCUCAGUGAGUACAUUGGCUUAGCUGCUUAGUGCCUAGGCCACCUUCCUGGUGGGUGAGGUUCUCGAUCCUGCUGCUUGUGCUAUUUUCAGCUCAAGUAAGAGCAGGAUUUUCCACUCCCAGCCCCAGACCAUUGUCCAGCAGUGACGUGGAGGACUUGUCUGGUCUCAAAAUAUCUCCUCUUACUCUCCAGGCCUCCCUGUCCCCUCUGACCUCCCCACCUCCUUGCGCUGACAUCACUUCCUGGGGCUGUUGACACUUGAAGGCCACUGUGAAAGGGCACAGCCACCUGACAGGGACCCCAGGGAUUAUCCAGCCAGCUGCAGACUCAAGGCCAGAGAGGGGCCAGCCUCACCCAAGGUCACCCAGCAGGUCAACUUGAUGCCUGGAUGUGCUCCCCUGCUGCUUUGCCCCCUUUAGUGCAGGUCAGUGCCUUCACCUUCCACUGCAGCCUCAGCUCUUCCUGCCCCCGCAGUUAGGGUCAACAGAUACAGUUGUGGAGCUGAGGCCAGGGACAUGGGGCAGAGUGGCGGCAGAUCUGGCUGGGAGGGCAGGGAGAGUAAGUACCUGCUGAGUUGCCUGGAGCAGCUUUUCUCAAUGAGCUCUGUGCAACCAGGGCAGGGGCCCUGACAUGUUGGAGUCUCUGGCUUGGGUGGCAGUUUUCCCAGGGCCCAGGAAGGAGGUGGAGUCCCAGAGGACAUGCCUAUUCUCACCCUCCAGGGCCCUGGACAACAUGCUGGCCAGACACAGUUGUUCCAGUCUGGAUCCAGGUCGGGUCACCAAAGCUAAUCCUCCACCACCACCCAUGCCAUGACAGAUUUGGGCUCGUCUGUGUAGAGUUAGGCACAUGAGGAAGGGAACUCCUGUGCUAGCCCACAUCUCAGGUGCCCCGCAUCCAUUCUGUUAUUUUCACACAACUGUGUGACAGACAUUAUCAUCUCUAUUGAGCAGGCAGGCUCUGAAAAGUGAGGACUUGCUCCAGAUUACACAGGCUAAACGUGAAUAGAGAUUGAAUCUAAUUCGACAUGACUUCCCCUUCCCGGAUCCCGUGUACCUCACAACUCCUACGGACAGGAGGGUCUGUAGAUGACCCUUCAUGUGAUUCAAGACAGACUUCAGUACAGUGGGAAUGGGGUCAAGAGCACAGAUUCAAUGCCCAGACCACCAGGGUUUGAAUGUGGUCUCCGUUUCUUCCAGCUGUGACAGCUUGGGCAAAUUACUUAAUCUUGUAGCACCUUGGUUUUCUCAUUUCUAAGAGGAGAUACUAUGUGCCGUGUAGGGCGCUGAGGGUGUUACCUGAAUAAAAGGGGGUUCCUUAGGUGGAAUCUUCCCCAGAGUAUGGGAGGAGGGAAAGCAGGUCCAUCCGGAGGUCAAGUGUGGAGCCUUCCCUGCAUGGCACUGGGCAGCUUUUAGACACACAGUUCUGUGUGUUUACAGAACCUUGUCCUGGUGCCUGGCUGUUGGAGGCAUUAGGGAGAAGCAACAGUGGGAGGAGGAGGUGGGGAUGACCUUGAUAACAAGCUUCUGGAACCAGCCCCUAUGAACUAGACAGCUCCCACCACCCCUGGCAGAAGCGUACCCCUUUUUCACUGGUGGUGCCUGCUAUGGUGUGUUUCAGCUGCUCUGUGGUUUGACCAGGAGCCUGGAGACCUAAGGCGGGAGGGCUGAUCUGGAAUUAUGCCAGAGGAGGCAGUGAACAGCGUUUACUGUGUGGCCUGAGGCUUGUGCCUGCCCUCUCUGGGCCACCUGGACUCUGGGAAACUUGCCUCCCACAUUCCAGUUAUCCUUACUUCAGUCAAGGUAUCAGCUGCCUGGCUCUUCAUCAAAGACAGAACUAAUAAUUGCCCCCUCAGGAGCCCCAAACACAUCCUGGACUCUCAGUUCUGAGGACUAGAGUGGAGGCAUCAAGUUACCAGAGAGGUUAAGUGGCUCCUCUGAGGCACCACACAGAGCCCUGGAGUAGAGCCAGUCUGAUGUCUGACACCCCUGGUGCCUGUAGAGAGCAGAGUAGACUUGACCAGGAGGGCCUAGGCUGCAGAGGGCGGAUGUGCUUGGCUUCCCUCAGGCUGUGUGCUUGUGGGAGUGGCAGGAUGUUAGCCCCAGAAACCAAACCUUCACCCUUCUCUACCCUGGUUCUUGGUGAAUCUCUUCCCCACUUUGGUCCUCAGUUUCCCCGUCUACAGCAAGGCUUGGCUCUGCCCUGCCUUUCUCCCUCCUGUAGCGCUUCCUGGGCUUGCCUCUGUCCUGGCUGCCGCCUUGCCUGUAUCCAUUCUCAGCACUGUCCCAGGCAGGAACAAUGGAACAGCUCAGCCAGUCACUCAUCAGACCCAAACCCAGUCCCUAGGGCCUCCACUCACCACCCUGGACUAUUUUCAGCCCUUGGAGAUGAAGUCAGAAAAAAGAUUUUCCACUCUCAGCACAAUGACUGCUGUGGACCAUUGUCCAACAGUGACUAGGGGAUCCGCCUGCCCCCAAAUAUCUCCUCUACCCUCCGGGCCUCCCUGCCUGCUCCUCACUUCCCUAUCUACAUAACUUCCAGGGGCUGUUAACUUCUGAAGUCACUGUGAAACAACACACGUGUCGCCUGGGAGACAUGACCAGUUGGAAUCAGUUUUCACUCCUGGCAGGGACCCCAGGAAUUGUUUGGCUGCUUAAUGAGACUAGAGGCCCAGAGAGAGCUAUGCCUUACCCAGGGUCACACUGCAGACAGCUUGGCGUCUGGACUACGUGAAGCGAGGGAUUCAGUUGCCUUUGUUAGUGCUGAUCUGUGCUUCCUGGGAGUGCAAGCUCACCCAGGGCGGGCAUCCCGGGAAGAAGCCUGAGUAACAUGGGUGAGAGGGGGUGUUGCUUGGGUUUUGACCUUGGAGCAGGGAGCUCAGAGCAAGGGCUUGAACUGAAAGCCUGUUCUCCCUCUUCAGUCCUAUUUUCACCAACUGGGGCUUUAAGCUUCACUAAACUCAGAGUUAUCAAGUAGCAGCUCAGGGGAAAGGAGGCGUUUGGGUGACACAGGGGAGCUGAGGCAGGAGCUUCAGCCAACAUCAGCUCUGACGGCAAACCCAAUUUCCUCAUCUGCAAACACCUCUUUCCCUGGUUUACUGAGCAGGGAGAAUGCAGUAACACUCGAACAUGCAAGUGUUCUCUUUCCCUCCCAUCGGCGCGCCCUACUCAGCACUGUUUAGUUCCCCUUACUGAUCCAAAACUGCGUAUUUGGCAAACUCCAACAUUUUGAGUCACUUUUGGGAAACAAAGUUUACUCCAGUUUUAAAUGCCAACCCCCUACUUAAUAUACUGCUCACUCCCCUUCCCAGAGCUAGGAGGACCCUCUGCACCCCACCCGUGGGCCUCUCCUCUGGGUGUUGGGCAAGGUGGGGAGGAAAGGGACAGUAUGUCCUCCCAGUAUCGCCAUAGCCCUCUCUUGCUGCCCUUGUUUCUCUGGCCAAGACAAUCUGGCCACCAGUGCCCCUCAGCGCAGAGCCCUCUGAACACCAGCCCACGACUUUGUGAAAGAGUCUUUCAUUAAAUCAUCUCAAAGUUACCUAAUUUGAGUGUGUCACAUGCUGGGAGGAAAGCCUCUCUGAUGGAUUUUCCUAGAGCACUUGUCACCUCGCUGGAAGGGAAAAAGCCCCUGUCCUUUCCUCUACCCCGGCACCCACACACAUGAGGCUGAGAACUCACAACUGCAGAGACAUCUUUAAGUCCACAGGGUUGAACUUGCAGAGAGUCAGAGUGAGAGUCAAGGGGUAAUAAAGUCUGAGAAAGAGUCUGACCCCAGUUGUUUGCAGGUUUCUUUAGAAAGUGGUCUAUUUUAUUCCUGUGUGUCCUCAGAUUUAGGUCCUCGAGCCAAAUUCCAAAUCAGCAGCCACAUGAGCCACAUGGAAAACCCUACCACAUCAUGGGAUUAAGUUGUUAGACCAGCCUUUGUGACCAACUGCAAAAUGUAGGGGAAGAAAAGAAAAGCCUGCAACAUGGGUGGUCACGCAGCGUGUGCUAGCACGUGAGUACGUGUGCAUGUGUGUUAAGUGGUGACAUCUGUGUUCCAGGGAGAAUGUGAGGGGAGGUCAGGAAGAAAGGACACAGGUGCCCAGGCUGUAGGAGCAGAGGGAUCAGAGGGGUUGCCAGGAGAUUAAACUAAAACCAGGAGUUGGAAGUAGACUUAGGGAUGGCAGGAGGCGAUGGUCUGUCAGCUCUGUGGCUCCCCUUUCUUUCCUCGUGCCCCUCUCUCUUUCCCUCAGCUCCCUUUCCCCUCCCACUUUGCUCCCCCUUUUUGUUCCCUGUUCCCAGAAUUCACAGGAGCAGAGGGGAGAAGACUUGGCAUUUCAGACCCAGUCCUUCAUCCUUGAGCAAUAGCUCAGCAAUGUCCCUGUCUCCCUGGCUGUGCUUGGUCCACUGUGGGUGGCAGGUUCAUUAACACUGUCCUGCUGCCCCCUACUGGGAAGAGCUGGCAGUUGCAGUAAUGGAGCUGGGGUCCAGAUAUUUGCCUGUGGAGUGAUAAGAAAAUGAUCCUGCAAGAAGCAGGGUCAUGGGAGGGUGGGAGUUAGGAGUAAAACGGUGACUUGAAACAGGGAACACAAUUUGCAAUACAUACCCUGACUUGCAAAACAGUUAACAGUCUCUGACCAAGCCAUGAGGUCAUUAGCUUGGUCAGACUAAGCUCACACCUGUGUAUUUAGAGCUACAGGUUCCAAGACCACAAACUUAGCAAAUAGUAAUGCUCUGCAAAUACUCUUGUGUUCUCAACAUAGGAUCGCUGCCUGUUUCAUCAAGCCUCUGCUUUGCAAUUCUGAACAAUCUCUGCCAAAGGCCACCCAGGGCUGCAGGGCUCUGAGUGAGGCAGCUCCUGGAGCCACAGGGGCACACGCUGGAAUGGAGAGUUGAAAGGUCACUUUCUCACUCCUUUUUCACCCAGAAAGAGGCAACACCCUCUUGUCUAUGCCUGUCAUUCAUUCCCACCAAAAACACUCCUGUGGGCUGAUUUUGACCAACUCAACAAAGACUUCUUAUGGGAGAAGGGGCCUCCAAAGAAGGGAGUUGGGGUAGGGUGCUGGUAAGGUUGUGGGCUCUGGAGUUAAUCCACUGGAUGAAUGUUAGGGAGAGGGGCUGGAGAGUUCCUCCCAAUGGAUUUGCAUAACUAAGACUCGAUUUCAGGCCUAGUCUCGAACUCUAGUCUGAGAGCUCUUCUGAAGGAAAACCAGAAUCUUCCUCUCUGGAAGUGACACCUCUGAAAAAGUCCAUCCACCCCUAACAAGGGUCCCCUCUCUGCCUCAUUAAUGCCUUGACAUGGCUUGUACUCUCUUCCCCACCUCCAAGGAUGGAGCGAUCACUUCCUCCCAGGCAACUCCUUUCCCAGUGGGAGGGCACUGCUCACAGAAGCCCUCCUGCCCCAUAUGGCCAUUAGGGACACACAGUAUAUCUACCCCUCAGCCCAGGGCAGCCAUGGAGGGUAUGACAGUCACCUCCUCCAAGCCAACAGCCCCAGCUCCCUAUUCUGCCCCACUCCAGUGUCCCCCAAAGGCCCUGUCCUCCCCUCUCUGCUCCUAGAAAUCCUUGCCAUCUCACACAGCUGACUCCAGAACUGGACUCCAUCCCUUGAGAGGUAUGACCCAGCUCAGCUGGUCCAAGUUCAGCACCCACCGUGACUGUAUCUGGGCAGCAGUUAGGGCUCACCCACCUCUCAGGAGAUACCUGUGACAUGGAUCCCACCACCGGUAGGGCUCUCAGUCAGGUGGAAGGGCAGAUCCACGUCCUGGGCACUUGGGGUGCAGCCUCAGCCAAUCCUCUAGACCCCACCCCCACGUCUUCACACAAUCUAGCACAACCUUUACUCCACCUAAACCUGGAGGCAUAGAAGUGCAUAUGCCUGGAGAGGACAGUCACUCAUGCACCAGGGGACCUUGGUAAAUGUUUCCUCAUCAUAAAAAAAGGAAUAAUCAUAACCCUUUUUGUAUUUUUUUCUAUGUACUGUCGCCUUCUGCUAGAAUGACAACUCCCAGAGGACAGGGGUCUUUGUAUGUCUGGAUCAUACCUUUACCCCCUGUGCCCAGAACAGUGCCAGCCCCAAGUUGGUACACAACAACUGCUUGUUGAAUAAAUCAAUGAAUGAGGAGUAAACGAGAUAAACUAUGUAAACUGCUUUACAGAAUACUUACUGCCAAUGGGAACUCAAUAUGUUAGUUCUUUUCUUUGUAAUGAAAGUCAAAUUCAUGAUUUCCCAUAAGUUUCACUAUGGCCCUUGGAGGCAAAAACCCUUGUCAUUACUGAUUCAUUCAUUGAUUUAGUCAACAAAUAUUUACCAAGUGUCCAGUAAGUAAGUACAGCUCCAGGUUCUUGGAAAUCACCAGUGAAUUAAAAAAUAAAAAUAAAAAACCCUUCCCUUGUGGAACUUGCCUUCUGGUGGGAUGAGAGACAAAAAGCAUCAGAAUUUAAAAAAAAGGUGGAUUGUUUGUUUGUUUGUUUGUUUGUUUUGUAGUAGAAGGUGGCAAGAACUAUGGGGGGAACAACAACAGGAAGAGAGACUGGCAGGGCUGGGAGGUUGACUGAUUCUCAAUAGGGUGGUCAGAUGAAGCCUCAGGAAAGGCAGAAAAGAGGGCAUUUGAACAGACUUGAAGGAGUGGGAGUUAGCUGAGUGGCUACCUGGUGCGGUAGCCUUCCAGAGGGAAGAGUCAUCACACAGGUCUGGCUGCCAGGGCAGGAGGAGGCCUGCGGCUGGCAUGGAGACAGGAGGGUUCCCGCAGGACACUGAGUACAGUGGAGAGCCGUGGUCGAGAUACAAUCUGACUUAGGUUUUAGAAAGAUCUACCUGACUGCUGUUUUGUGAAUAAACAAGAAUGAGGCAAGAAUGGGGCAUCCAGAGCAUGAAGGCACUGCAGAGGAAUUCAGGGGAGAGAUCGUUGUACCUAGGACCUGGGGAAGCAGUGGGGGUGGAGAGAAAUGGCAAUGGCAGAUGUAUUUUGAAGGAAGAACCAACAAGAUUCCUAAUAGUUUUUUUUUUUUUCCCUGAAAGGUUUUGCAGGCAGGGAAACUGAGAUCCAGAGAAUGUCAAUGAGGUGCCACAUCGAUGGGCAGUGGGUGGGGCAGAGGACGGGAGAAUGGCAUGAGGGAUGGUGGAAGAUCCCCAGAUCUAGGGCAGUGUCUGGGAGAGGAGAGGGCAGAGUAGGAGGAAGGAUUCUGUUGCUUCGGGUCACAAACCAGGCCCAGGGCAUCUGGGCCUUGAUUGGCUCAAUGACUUUUUCAUUUUCCCCUAAAUUCCUUUAUGAUGGCCUUUUAAUUGGGUCCUUUUGUUCCAAGACCAUUGCUGAGCCAAGCUGACGCCAGAGUGUUUGCCUAUUAUUAAGUAGAUUAGGAAAUUACCCCCUCUUGGGCUUCCAGAAAAGUCAGCAUCUGCACAGCCUCCUGGACAUCUGCAGGAGCCAUGCUGGACAUCUUGCCUUGGCCUGAGUUUCCUGCUUCUGCCUCCCCUCUCCUGCUGCCCCCCCUCACCCCAUCCCCUGCAGCAGGGCCUCUGCCCCUACCUUGCUCACCUGGUAAAUGUUUCCACCUCCUUCAAGGAUCAUUUCAAAAUCCCAGUGAAGUCUUGCAGAUCUCUAUCCCUGCCCUAGGUUCAUCUCUCUUGGGAGAGAACUCACAUUUUGUGCCCAGAUGGGAUCCUUUGCUGGGAUCACAUGAUCCAAAUCUCAUCACCAUCUGCAAAGAAAGAGGGAGACCCAAACAGCAUUUAAAUCACAAUCCUGUUAAGUAAAAAAGACUUUCCCGAUUCCCCUUCCUCCUCAUAGAGAAGCUGGACUCUGGAGGGGGGCGGCGUGGGGGGCGGAGGGCAGAGGCAGAGGAAGAGAAGAAGAGGAAAUGUUAAAUUCACAUAAUAGAAAUGGGUUGGAAAUAUAACCUCCACUGGAGACAAAGAAAAUUGUUCCAUGGCAGUAUCAAAUUCAGACUUUGAAAUAAGUAUUUCCAUUUUAGACAUUACUGAUUCCCUGCUAUGAAGGAUGAGGAUUUGGUUCUCUAUCCUCAACUCCCAUCACAAUUUUGGUUUAUUCAGUGUUUACACUUUUAUGAUUUUGAAAUUACUGGGCUGUCAGAAAAGUCAUGAUGUAUUUUUUCUGUUUUUCAAGUAAAAAUGUGCCAUAACUUUUCUGACAACCCAAUAGUUUGCAACAACACAGCAAUUGUAUAAUUGUAUAGGGCAGGUAAGAUUUCUUUCUUACCUAACUUUUUUUCCCCCUGGUAUUAGUAAUUGCCUCAGUAUAAAUUGCUGAGACAACAAUUUAUUGUCUAUUCUAAAGACAAUGAGAAUUAUAAAGAAAUCUUAAAUAGUAUUUAUAAUCACAUCAUGAGAAGCUAUUCAGUACUUGAAAUGUCGUUUGUCUGAACUGAGAUGUGUUGCAAGAGUAAAAUAUACACCAAUUUCAAAGACUUGGCACAAAAAAAAAGUUGUAAAAUAUCUCAUUGCUUUUUCAUUGGUUACAUGUUGAAAUGAUAAUAUUUUGGAUACA